AACAGCCAAUGAGCUCUAAGUGCAAGCUAUCUCAUCCUCAGUAUAAAUACACGUAGUUCACUUCCAUGGUGCCACAUUCCAGAACAUUUUCAGACAUACGUCCAUCUCAAGUCUCAGAUUUCUUCUCUGUGACGAAUCAGUUUUCAGUAAUGCCGGGUGACAAAUGUGGAAAAGGUCCAGGCUACGCUUCUCCAGAGGAGGCGAUCAGGUGUGGGUCACGAGAGACGUUGAUGUACGCCAUGUGCAUCGUGCCCCCCUCACAGCGCCACAUCAGACACGACUGCAUGGCCACAGUGGACAUUGACCCCACCUCUCCCACCUACUGCCAGGUCAUUUCGCGCUGGCGCGCCCCUUACAAAGGCGAUGAGCUGCACCACAGCGGAUGGAACGUCUGCUCCAGCUGCCAUGGUGACUCCAAGAAAAGUCGCAAUCGUCUGAUUUUGCCUUGCUUCAACAGCGACAGGAUCUACGUCUUGGAUACUGGCACUGAUCCCAGGAGCCCACAGCUGUUUCGGGUGAUCGAGCCGACUGACGUACAUAAGAAGACUGGUUUGGGGGCACCUCACACGUCCCACUGUCUUGGGACAGGGCAGGUCAUGAUCAGCUGCAUCGCCGACGCCAACGGCAACGGGGGCAAAAGUGGUUUCAUCCUCCUGGACGGCAAGGAUUUUGACAUCAUCGGCAACUGGGAGAAGGGCCCUGUGACCCCAAAGUUCGGCUACGACUUCUGGUACCAACCUCGGCACAAUGUGAUGAUGUCUUCGGGAUUUGGUGCACCCAACGUAUGGCGUUCAGGCUUCGUGGCGGACCAUGUGGACCAGGGUCUGUACAGCAGCAGUAUCCAUGUGUGGGACUGGACGACCCACACCCUCCAGCAGAGCAUUGAUCUAGGCACUGACGGACUCAUACCACUGGAAAUUCGAUUUCUGCACAACCCUGCCGCUGCCGAGGGCUUUGUGGGUGCGGCGCUCGGUUCUUGCGUCUUCCGCUUCUUUAAAAAGAGCGGAGAAUGGGCAGCAGAGAAAGUGAUUGACAUUCCAGCAAAAAAGGUAGAAGGCUGGACUCAAGCCGAAAUGCCAAGUUUGGUGACCUUCAUCCUCCUGUCUCUUGAUGACCGCUUCUUGUACAUCAGCAACUGGCUUCACGGUGACAUUCGUCAGUACGACAUCACCGACACCAGCAAUCCUAAACUAGUGGGGCAGUUGUUUGUUGGGGGGAAUCUGUGCAAGGACCGGAACAUCAAAGUUCUAGAGGACCCCGAGGGUAUGAUAGCGACCCACACUGAGCCACUGUACGUGAAAGGGCUGCGAAUUGAGGGCGGUCCUCAGAUGUUGCAGCUGAGUCUGGAUGGGAAGCGUCUCUAUGUUUGUAACUCCUUGCUGUCUGUUUGGGACCAACAGUUCUACCCAGAACUGCCCAAGAAAGGUAGCACUAUGCUGCAAAUCGAUGUCAACACAGAGAUGGGUGGACUGACCCUGAACCCCAACUUCUUGGUUGACUUUGGAGACGACCCAGACGGCCCCAUGCUGGCUCAUGAGAUUCGUUAUGAUGGCGGUGACUGCACCUCUGACAUCUGGCUCUGAGCUUCUUGUAUCUCAUGCUUGUACUUCAUGUUCACUGAAAUAUCUACUGGCUUAUUAUUAUUUGUAAGACUUUAAUAGUUUAUUUUAUGCCAGUGAUCCUUGAAAUAAGUUUACUUUUGCAUGACUUUUUUCACUUUAUUAAUCUUUCAGUAUGGAUAGACACAGUGUAUCACAAAUAUUUUUAAGAAAAGUUUCCAUAUUGUUUAAUUCCAUUUCUUUACAACAGAGCAUGUUUGUGCAAAAUAAUCACAAUGCCUCACCAUUAUUCCAUAAGAAACUAGGGAAAGAAAAUCUUGACCAAAAUAUGAAAUUUCACAUACAUACACAACCUGCUGUGCAAUUCCAUAUCUGUACAAGUAUAUAUUUUAAUCUUAAAACCGAUAAUCUUAAACCCAGAAACCAUGUGCCCUUUUUUCUGAUUUCAAAGCAAACAAAAAGCUAUUUUGUGCUGUACAAUAUUACCUAGAACCAAACUUAUGACCACAAAACAGUCCACCCCUUGCUUGUAUAUUUUCUUUGCAAGUCUUGCAUAGCUAGUAGUCUAAAUAGCUCUCUUGUUUCUUGCUCCCUUCUGAAUAUAAUAAAAAAAAAACAUGAAAGUAUAUAGUACACAGUUUGCUUGAAAGGUUGAUUUUAAAACAAAAUGAAUAUCUAUAGAGAAAUUCUUUAGUUUUUGUUACAUUCCUGCAGCACAUCUGGAAAAUAUUCAAAAGCAUAAGAAUGCAGAUAAAUAAAUUUACAUUAAUUUACCCACAAAAACUCACCAUAUGGUAUGGUGUACAAUACAUCUUUCCUCCUUUUCAUUAGUAAAUAAAAUAUCUUAUUGUCUUUCUCCAAAAGUAUUAGUAUUGAUACUGCUGCUUUGCACUUGGAUUGAAUAAACAUUGAAAAUUCA
This is a messenger RNA of Pomacea canaliculata, 2478 nucleotides long. Its product is annotated as methanethiol oxidase-like. Gene Ontology annotation, molecular function: selenium binding; protein binding. The record is from RefSeq and is a predicted model, not a curated record. Lineage: Eukaryota; Metazoa; Mollusca; Gastropoda; Architaenioglossa; Ampullariidae. The transcript has 11 exons. The coding region runs from base 66 to 1583 and encodes 505 amino acids.